CGUUCUGAGCAUGCGCAGUGUAGCCCGGCGUUCGGCCUGGUUUCCGGUGGCGGCUGAGUGGAAAAUGGAAGAAGAUGAGGUCGCGGAGAACUGGGAGGAGGCUGCGGACAGCGGGGAGAUAGACAGACGGUUGGAAAAGAAGCUAAAGAUCACUCAAAGAGAGAGCAAGUCAAAGUCUCCACCUAAAGCUCCCGUGGUGAUCCAGGACGAUUCCUUGCCAGCUGGACCUCCUCCUCAGAUCCGAAUACUAAAGCGACCUACGAGUAACGGCCUGGCAAGCAACACCAAUGCCAGCAGCCGACCUGCACUGCCUGUUAAGUCUCUGGCACAGAGAGAGGCAGAGUACGCAGAAGCUCGGAAGCGUAUUUUAGGAAGCGCCAGCCCAGAGGAAGAGCCAGACAAACCUGUAGCCGACAGGACAGCGAGAGUCAAUCAGCCUGAGGACAUCAGACAACCUAACAAUGUGAUCCGACAACCACUGGGUCCAGAUGGAUCACAAGGCUUCCUUCAGCGCAGAUAGAUGUGACGGAGCACCGCUGCCAAGGGCUGUGCUGCCCUGUUACACCAAUGGACCUGAGCAGAGGGGGACCACCUCAUUUACUUGCACUUUGAUGCCCUUUUUGCUCUGCCCACUGUGACCUUAAACCCUGUGCACUGUGACCCCCCUCCCGCCACGCCUCUAGCUCCGACCACUGUGAUUGGCACAUUGCCACAAGCUACCCUGGCGCUUUACACAAGGGAAAGCGUGUGCAUGUGCAAAAUAGGCAGGGAGGGUGGUGCGGAAAAAAGCCACAUAUAGAUAAAGAAGGGGGUGCCACGUGCCUGCGACUGCCACUUCUGUUGAAGUUACCGCCAGCAAUAAUGUUAACAGCAUCUCCAGGGAGGGAAGUGGGUCCACAAGCCCCCCACUUUAUCACAUAUAUUUUCUUAAUGACUGCCUGCCUCAUUACUAAGAAUUUCCAUUUCAAACAGCUUCCUUCGGUUAUGAUGUACUGUGCAUGGAGGGGGUUUUAGAUGUCUAAGACAAAGCGCUUUGAUUUAACUGCGGAAAUUAGAUUGUAGUUUUCUUAACACAGCAAACCAUAGCAGUGCAAUGGCUUCAUUGCUCAUACUGGUAUUGACAGACAGUAAUGGGGUAAAGCCAGCCCUCCAGUGUUUGGCGUUUCAGGGCCUGUAUUAAGAAAGCUUUUGGAGCUCGUUCCCCCUGCAGUGGCUUCAGGAUGUUUUGAGUGCAUUAAGCUUGGCUAGACAUGCCCUCGUGUGUGAGUGUGAGAAGGGGCAGGUGUGCAUGAGCUAUUAACCAGCAUGGCUUGCAAGCUGGGUGGCAGAAACCGCUCAGGAGAACCCUUUGCUACAGUAUUCUGCUGGUCUGUUCUGUCAUCUGUCUUGGACUGAAGGAUUCUGGCACAACAAUGUUAGGAUGAAGACUUGAUCCAUGAUGCCUGGGCUCUUCCUAGAAAACAAAGAUGUGGAAUAUGGAAAUCAAUUGCUGAGUGUACUGUGCUCCCAGGCAUUCUUGUUGCUGAAUUCCAGCCUUUUCCAGCACAGUUUGUCACGAUGGAGUUGGCCCAGAACUGUUCCCUUGCCAUAUCUGCUGGGUCCCAACCUUCUGGGCUAUCUCAAAUAAAUGCAGUAAUUAAUUUGAAGGGAGACGUAAGCCCGUAGGGAACUUUUUACUAUUUUGCAAAGCGAACUCCCUGGGCCUGGGUUCACUAGUAUGUGUAAAGACCUCUAAGGGAUGUGGAUGGAACUCUGAAGCUAUCAUGGCUGUCAGCAGUUGUGACAUGGAUGUAGAGCUGUUCUUUCUGGUUCUAGCUCAGUGCUGUAACAAAAUAUAUACAUUAAUUUUAGAAAUCAGAACAUUGGGAACAAACCAUGUUGAAUAAAGUUGACGGAAAACAUG
Molecule: messenger RNA, 1903 nt
Organism: Pelobates fuscus (common spadefoot toad)
Lineage: Eukaryota; Metazoa; Chordata; Amphibia; Anura; Pelobatidae
Gene: SZRD1
Product: SUZ RNA binding domain containing 1
Exons: 4
Coding region: 11-520 (169 amino acids)
Source: RefSeq, a predicted model, not a curated record